AUGCAUCUCAAAGAAGCAUUCAUUCCGGUCACGCACUACGACAUAAUAGACCGUUUGAAUGGACAAUAUGACAGACUACUGGCAUCUGGAGACUACUACCCUUUCACCUACCCCUUCGGAACUCUAGGUGCCACGGUAGUCAUUCUCUAUCUUCUCGUAGACCAUCGAUCACGGCCAUGGCUUCGCAAAGCUCGUUUUGCAGCAUGGACCUUCAUCACUGUAUUUGCUAUCUGGAACAUCAGAAGCUUUCGGGCACGCAAUCCAGCCGCCGCAUUUGGUGUCGGUCUGAUAUCUGCCUGGUCAAUACUGUGGUGCGGUAUGAUGCUUGUGAUCAACGACGUGCAGCAAGACUUCUCGAGAAUUGAAAGGAAAGAAUCGCAAUUGGAUUUGAUCUCUGCGUCUACACCUCCACAGACUGCAGAGUCGAACGGCCACGCAACUGGGACUGCUUUCCAAAGCGGCUCAACUUUGCACAGCCGUACAAGCAAAGUAGGCAAGACACAGACGCCAUCUCAAAGAACUGGUACCCUUGCCUGGCAAGGCUAUCCAUCGGCGCCAUUCGUGGAGCGUCUCGACUGGGUCGCAGAUAUCUUCGCCAACUUCAGGGGCAUGGGAUGGAACUGGCGAAUCUUCGGGUUGCCCUCGCCACCACUAUGGGUACAAGCACAGCUUUCUGGAAACUCUGGCACGCCGCCACCAGAAGAAGACGAGAAGAAAACUCUGGUCAGCCGUACCGGUGUCCACCGCUAUCACGACAAGUCCUCUCUGCUGAAAGCCAACCUUUGGAUCGUCUGUCGCGAUAUUGUGAUUCUUGAUGUAUUGAAAACCUUGCUUUCACAUGACGCUUACUUCUGGGAUGGAAAUGUUGCGGCGACGCCGAACUACCUACCAGCAUCUCUUCAAACUUCUCCCGUCGCGGUGCGAAGCGCUCGUCUGUUGCUCAGCUUGACCGCAGUUUACACAGCACUGCAGGCUAUCUUCGCGCUGGGUCCUCUUUUCUUCGUCGGUAUGAUCGGCCCUCGGUAUAUUGGCGUACGAGGUGAGCCCUGGAUGUAUCCUGAUAGCUUUGGCUCAUUCAGCAACGUGCUCGAUAAAGGACUCGCGGGUUGGUGGGGUGGCUGGUGGCAUCAGACCUUCCGUUACGCCUUCGAAGCCCCCGCCUCAAAAUUGAUGGAGGUAUUGGACAUCAAUCCAAGGUCGGCCACUGGAAAGUUCUUGUCGCUGUCCAUCGCAUUCGCGCUGUCGGGUAUGCUGCACGCUUGCGGCAGCUACACGCAGCUAGGGCAUACGUAUCCGCUUUCCGGUCCUUUCUUGUUUUUCAUCUCACAGAUCGGAGGUAUAAGUGCACAGCUAGCACUCACGUCGCUCCUGCGUAGGCUCGGUGUGGUGCAGCGAUCACCCACGUGGUUGCAACGUACAGCCAAUUUUGUCUACGUCCAUGUGUGGUUCUACUAUACCGCGCCGCUGCUAUGCGACGACUUUGCCCGCGGUGGUAUCUGGUUGUUUGAGCCGCUGCCUGUCAGUCCGCUCCGAGCGCUGGGCUUGGGUGGGAAAGGCGAUGGAUUCUGGUGCUGGUGGGGAGGUGUUAUUUGGUGGCACAAGGGAGACCGUUGGUGGAACACGGGUCUCGCGUUGUGA
Molecule: messenger RNA, 1638 nt
Organism: Aureobasidium melanogenum CBS 110374
Lineage: Eukaryota; Fungi; Ascomycota; Dothideomycetes; Dothideales; Saccotheciaceae
Exons: 1
Coding region: 1-1638 (545 amino acids)
Biological process (GO): lipid metabolic process
Source: RefSeq, a predicted model, not a curated record